Molecule: messenger RNA, 1023 nt
Organism: Pichia membranifaciens NRRL Y-2026
Lineage: Eukaryota; Fungi; Ascomycota; Pichiomycetes; Pichiales; Pichiaceae
Exons: 1
Coding region: 1-1023 (340 amino acids)
Biological process (GO): fatty acid elongation, monounsaturated fatty acid; very long-chain fatty acid biosynthetic process; fatty acid elongation, saturated fatty acid
Cellular component (GO): endoplasmic reticulum membrane
Molecular function (GO): fatty acid elongase activity
Source: RefSeq, a predicted model, not a curated record
AUGUCCUCGUUCCCUGUUCCAAGCAUCGACCACCCGUUCGGGGUCGAUCUCUACCCCUACGUGGAAAGGCUCUUUGCGGUGCUCUCGCAGGGCCGCUUCGUGAUGUCGGAGUUCAAGUUUGUGGCCGGCGAGACGUUUCUGUCGACGCCGCAGGAAGUCUUUGGCGCCAUCGCCGUGUACUACACGGUGAUCUUUGGCGGAGACAGACUGAUGAAGAAGCUGAACGUGGCGCCGUUUGUUCUCAACGGGAUCUUCCAGGUGCACAACCUUUUUUUGACGACUUUGUCGCUGAUCUUGUUCCUCUCGCUCGUCGAGCAGCUUGUUCCGCAGAUCUACCACCACGGGCUCUUCUACGCCAUCUGCGACAAGAACGCGUGGACACAGAAGAUGGUCGUGCUCUACUACAUGAACUACUUGACCAAGUACGUCGAGUUCAUUGACACCGUCUUCCUUGUCUUGAAGCAGAAGAAGUUGACCUUCUUGCACACCUACCACCACGGUGCUACGGCGCUCCUCUGCUACACCCAGUUGAUCGGCACCACCCCGAUCUCGUGGGUCCCCAUCUCCCUCAACUUGUUUGUCCACGUCGUCAUGUACUGGUACUACUUCCUCGCCGCCAGAGGCAUCCGUGUCUGGUGGAAGGAGUGGGUCACCCGCUUCCAGAUCAUCCAGUUUCUCAUCGACUUGGGCUUCAUCUACUUUGCCGUCUACAUCAAGGUCAUGUACGACUACAACCCCAAGUAUACCGCCAACUUGACCUGCUCUGGAACUAGAUUGGCCACCUUGUCUGGCUGUUCGAUCAUCUCCUCUUACUUGGUCUUGUUCAUCGCCUUCUACAUCGAGGUUUACAGAAAGAAGUCCAAGAAGUCCAAGGUCGUCCAAAGAGUCCGAGGCGGUGUCGCAGCAAAGGUCAACGAAUACGUCUUGUUGGACAAACAGACCCUCCAACAGAAUUACGAUUCCAACACCGGCUCCCCAAUUCCAACCCAAAGAAGACGUUUCAAGGCCGAAAAAAAACAGUAG